GACGACUGUAGGGACGCCAGUCCGAGCAUGCGCCCGUAAUUCUCUGCGUGCGCCAGCUCUUCAUCCUUUGCUCUUGGGUAGCCUCGCGACCAGGCCCCUCUUGGCUCUACAUCUUUCGCUCGACGGCUGCUGUCGCGGCCACCUCUCACUAUGCCGUCGAACGGCACGAGUCGCAAGACGCCCACCGCCAAGGUGGUCAAGAGGGAAGAUUCCGUCCCACUCGACAGCCUUUUCGACGAUUUGUUGGAGGAUGAUGCGAAGACGGCAGACAUCCCCAAGUCUCUACCUCACGUGAAGAAGUUGGGGAACUGGGAUACCGAGCACAGUGACGCAGCGAAAGAAAACUCCAAAACAUCCUCUGGCCGCUCCACUCCGGCGCCCACCUCCGCUCCCAUGACCAAAGUCUCCAGCAACGUCACCAAAGGCUUCGCCGCCGGCAAACCGAUGCAGGACAAGCCCGAGAUGCUCAAGUGCAGCCAUUGCAGGCGGGCCGUCACGAAACACUCCAUGCCCAAGCACGUCGAGAACUGCCUGAACAAGAAGCAAGAAAAGCAGCGCAAGAAGAAGGAGGCCAAGGACGCCCGCGAUGCGGCUGCAAGAAAGGAAAAGACCGGUGCGGGCGAUAGCGACGACGAUGAGGAUGCAGACGAGGUGGGGAAGAAAGGCACGGCGAGUAAAACGGGCAGUAAGAAGCGCAAGGCCGGCGACGAGGGGGAUGAUGCCGCAGGUCCAGCCAAAAAGAAGAAGAAAAAGGAGGACUCCAAAGCCAAACCCCCGCGCCCAAAAGCGCCCGUCGACGUAGAAAAGCAAUGCGGCGUCGAGCUGCCGCAAGGCGGCCAAUGCGCGCGCAGCCUGACGUGCAAAAGCCACAGCAUGGGAGCGAAGCGCGCCGUCCCCGGCCGCAGCGCACCUUACGACAAGCUCCUCAUGGAAUACCAGCGCAAGAACCAAGCGAAGCUGCAGAAAGCGCAGUUUGACGCUUCCGCCCCGAAUCCCGACGACGACAGCCUGCCUUCCGGCCCCGUGGACUCGGAGGAGGAGCGCGACGCGGUCAUGACUUCCAUCGCGCGGAGCUGGGGCGGUCAGCCGUUGUUCCAGAAGACUCGCGUGCCGUUGCAAGCCAAGUACACGCACAAUCGCAUCAAGGGGAUGUUGCAGGGCGCGCUGGGAUCGAGGGGCGGCGGAGGCCUAUUUGGAAGUCUUGGGAGCGGCUUUUUCGGCUCGGCGCCUCCUCAGGCUGCUCCUGCUGCGCCGGUAGUGGACGAGCAGGGCCAUGUGCAUGCCAGGCGAGGCAGCAUUGUGCCGGGUGCUAGGAGCAUGAUGGCCCCGGCGAGUAGUCGGAAGGGCAGCGUGGCGGCUAACUGACGCGACGAUCGGAGAUGGGUGUUUUGUUUGCGAGGCGUUCUCUGGCUGGCGAGGCGACGAUACCCCUACUUGGUUUGAACUUGAUGAGAUGAAUGUGUGUGCUUUCGUCGACACAACUACAAGCGUAAUACAGCAACAACCGUGAAUGAACCGCACU
Neohortaea acidophila is the source of this 1522-nucleotide messenger RNA. RefSeq names its product SCA7, zinc-binding domain-containing protein. Gene Ontology annotation, biological process: regulation of transcription by RNA polymerase II; RITS complex assembly; regulatory ncRNA-mediated heterochromatin formation. NCBI's taxonomy places the organism in Eukaryota, Fungi, Ascomycota, Dothideomycetes, Mycosphaerellales, Teratosphaeriaceae. Gene Ontology annotation, cellular component: SAGA complex. Bases 151 to 1365 code for a protein of 404 amino acids. The transcript is spliced from 3 exons. The record is from RefSeq and is a predicted model, not a curated record.